Molecule: messenger RNA, 5688 nt
Organism: Chinchilla lanigera (long-tailed chinchilla)
Lineage: Eukaryota; Metazoa; Chordata; Mammalia; Rodentia; Chinchillidae
Gene: Sipa1
Product: signal-induced proliferation-associated 1
Exons: 15
Coding region: 2147-5485 (1112 amino acids)
Biological process (GO): epithelial cell morphogenesis; activation of GTPase activity; regulation of small GTPase mediated signal transduction
Cellular component (GO): cytoplasm; plasma membrane; Golgi apparatus
Molecular function (GO): GTPase activator activity; protein binding
Source: RefSeq, a predicted model, not a curated record
CGGGAGCCGGGGACGGGAGGCACCAGGGUCGGCCAGACAUGGUAUAAGGUGGCCUGGCCGUGGGCUGUGGGUGGCAGCACGAACUUCUUGGCGCCUUUGCCUGCGCACUCCAGUCUCCUCUGGCCCCAGCUCAGCCCGGAGUCAGCGUGACCAGUUCUCUGCCUCCAGCCGAAGGCUACCACUCCCUCUGCGUGAUGGCCUCACCCCGGCCCGGGAGCCAGUGAGUGGACUCAGUGGCUCCCAGUUGCUCUCAGCAGCUCCCGCAAUUACCCCUGCUGCCCAGUGCCUGGGCUCCCCCUAUUCUGGGUUCCUCUUCCCGGGCGCCUCCUCCCCAGCCUCUGCACACUGUCCCCGAGCCUCAGGCCUGGAGUAGGAGGAAACAUCUGUCGCGCCCCCUGGCAGCAGAAAUGGGGUCAUGACCUCCAGAUGUGUUGGGAAGCGUCCAGCGCCUCCUCUUGGGGCAGCCAGGCCUUCCGGAUCUAUGGGGGCGGGGCUGCCCCUUCCCCCUCAGUGACAUAGGCUGCAAGGAAUGUCCCGGCCUCAAUGGACCCUGUGUGAAGCUGUGGAAUGGGGGGCAGAGCCUAAGAACACCUCCCUAAGGCAGGGCAGAGCCAGGCACUGGGCCAGAGGCACGCGUUCACGCAUAUACAGAGCUUAGCCCACGUGGACCAGGGUCCGCACAGAUCCCUCCCUCCUGCCCUCUCUCACCCCCACACCCCAGCCCAGCCCUGAGUCGCCUGAGUGAGCCUAGAGCAUGGCACAGGGCCCCAUGUCUCCCGUGCACAUAGAUGGCCAGCUUCAGUCUCCCAGCAGCCCUGGGAGGGGACUGGGGUAAUUAACCCCCUUUUAGCGAUGAGAAAACAGAGGCUCAAGGUCAACAUGAGACCUCCUCCUAGGAGAAACCGAUAUAGGAGGCCCCUGAGCGUUGGAGGCACGUCCUUGUUUGGUUCCUGACCGCAGCUGAGGGCUGUGUGGAGCCCCUCCUCCCACACUAUGUGCCAAGACCCACCAGUAGCUUCCUGCACCCCCAGUAAUGGUUCCCACACCCCUGCCCUAGCUGCUACCUCUAUCACAGGUCACCUGGGGUAGUUCUCCCUCAUGUUCUCACACCACCUUUUACACCUGCGCCUGGUCUGGCCAUAUUUGUGCACUCAGCAGGUCCCUGGGGCCUUGGGUGUCUGAGUCUUACAUCCUGUGAGACCAUGAACCUCAGCCCAUCCCCUGCCGCCCCCACACCUCCGCUCACAAGGGAGCCAGGGACAGGAGUGAGCGAGCAGUUGCAGUUCUGUAAAGGCUCUGGAGAUUGAUGGGCCCACGUUCAGAGCCUACCUCUAACAUGGAAUUGCUUCAGCCAAACGCAUCACCUUUUAGGACCUCAGUUUGACCUUCUGUCACAGGGGUUCAGAAGUCUUUGCACCAGUGAGACCAGGUAGACAGAGGUCCCCAUGGGUCCCAGUUCCAGCAAAGGAAGCCAGGCAGCGUAGCUCCCUCUCUUCCCCAGACUUGGCUUAGUAACCUGCAAGUGGGUGGGCCCAGGUUUGGCCUCAGGCCUCAGGUGACUUGGGUCCCAUGACUGGUUGGUGUGACCCCAGCAUCUGUCUCAGGAUGUGGGGGCUAGGCUGGGGGCUGGGCCGAGCUGGGGCCAUUUCCUGUGUUGAAGGAAGUCUUUCCAUUCCUACUGCCCUGCACCCGCUUCUGACAGCCCCUGUGUGCUUGUGGCAUUGGAGCUGUAGGAGCCCAGGGCGUUGCCAGCAGGCCUCUGGGUGCUCAGCUCCUCUGGGACCCAGGAGGAAGUAGGAAGUGCAGGGAGGAAGGUCUCUGGGGACAGGACGUCCUCCCUUUGUCAAUUGGGCAGGACCCAGACAACAGUAGUCCCAGAGGUUUCCCGUCCCAGCCAAAAAGAAUUAUCUGCGUGACUGGGCCAGGCUUUGGUGGAGACCCUCACUCUGGGCCCAAGACCACACCCAAGGUGUCGGAAUGGGAACUGGGGAACCCUGGCAGGAGCAGGGUUUCCCAGGCUCUAGGACCUUUAGGGCCAAAGCCCCAUAUCCAGGCCCUGACCCUGCUGAAACCAAGCCGGGGAGGGGGCUGGAAACCUCAGCCCUAGGCAGACAAGGAAGUGGCCAGGAAAGCGGAAGCAGCUUUGAUGGUCUCAGAGGGGGCCGGAAGCCAACCGGGGUGGUGGAGGACCAGGCUGGGGGCCUGGGUUCCUGUUUUCUCCUCAGGUCCCUCUGAGCAGCCCCCUCCUCCUUCAGGGCAGGAACCACUGCCACAACCUCAGCCUGCUGGCUGGUCACCAAACACCCGCGUCUGCCAAUGCGGCCUGGGCUCCAGAGAGCCAGGCCCACAGAACAUGCCCAUGUGGGCUGGUGGUGUGGGGAGCCCGCGGCGGGGCAUGGCCCCUGCGCCCACCGAUGACCUCUUCGCCCGCAAGCUGCGCCAGCCAGCCCGGCCCCCACUGACACCACACACCUUUGAGCCAAGGCCGGCCCGGAGCCCACUCCUGCGCAGUGGCAGUGAUGCAGGGGAGGCCCGGCCCCCCACCCCAGCCAGUCCUCGAGCCAGAGCCCACAGCCAUGAGGAUGCCAGCCGUCCUGCUGCAGCCCCUGCUCGACUCUUCACCGACCCUCUGGCUUUGCUGGGGCUACCUGCUGAGGAGCCGGAGCCCACCUUCCCGCCAGUGCUGGAGCCCCGGUGGUUUGCUCACUAUGAUGUGCAGAGCCUGCUCUUUGAUUGGGCUCCACAACCACGGGGGACACGGGGACACAUGGACACCAGCUCUGCGACUCCGGCCUCAGCUGAGGACCAUGCUGUCAGCUCAGAUCUGCUGCUUGGGGCACCUGGCUUUGUGAGUGAGCUCGGGGGUGAAGGUGAGCUAGGCCUGGGGGGACCAAUGUCCCCGCCUAUGCCCCCUGCACUUCCCAAUGCGGCCGUGUCCGUCCUGGAAGAGCCACAGAGCCGGACCACAGCGUACAGCCUGGAGCACGCAGAUCUGGGUGCUGGCUACUACCGCAAGUACUUCUACGGCAAAGAGCAUCAGAACUUCUUUGGGGUAGAUGAGCAGCUGGGCCCAGUGGCAGUGAGCCUGCAGCGGGAGGAGAAGGAGGGCAGCGGAGGGGGUACCUUGCACAGCUACCGUGUCAUCGUGCGGACCACACAGCUCCGGACCCUCCGUGGCACCAUUUCAGAGGACGCAUUGCCCCCAGGGCCCCCCCGUGGCCUGUCCCCAAGGAAGCUUCUGGAAUACGUGGCGCCCAGGCUGAGCCCAUCAUGCCUGCGUCUGGGCUCAGCAUCCCCCAAGGUGCCACGCACGCUGCUUACGCUGGACGAACAAGUGCUGAGCUUCCAGCGCAAGGUGGGCAUCCUGUACUGUCGCUCCGGCCAGGGCUCGGAGGAGGAGAUGUACAACAACCAGGAGGCGGGCGCGGCCUUCAUGCAGUUCCUCACCUUGCUGGGUGACGUGGUGCGGCUCAAAGGCUUUGACAGCUACCGGGCACAGCUGGACACCAAAACGGAUUCCACAGGCACACACUCCCUCUACACCACGUACCAGGACCACGAGAUCAUGUUCCACGUCUCCACGAUGCUGCCUUACACCCCUAAUAACCAGCAGCAGCUCCUGAGGAAGCGGCACAUCGGCAAUGACAUUGUGACCAUCGUGUUCCAGGAGCCUGGCAGCAAGCCUUUCUGCCCCACCACCAUCCGCUCCCACUUCCAGCAUGUAUUCAUAGUGGUGAGGGCGCAUGCGCCCUGCACCCCGCACACCUCCUAUAGGGUGGCCAUCAGCCGCACUCAGGACACUCCAGCCUUCGGGCCAGCCCUGCCCCCCGGAGGAGGCCCCUUCGCGGCCAACGCUGACUUUCGGGCCUUCCUGCUGGCCAAGGCGCUCAAUGGUGAGCAGGCAGCGGGGCACGCACGCCAGUUCCACGCCAUGGCCACGCGCACACGCCAGCAGUACCUACAGGACCUGGCCAACAACGAGGUGACCACCACGUCGCUGGACUCGGCCUCGCGCUUUGGCCUGCCCUCCCUGGGCGGCAGGCGCCGGGCGACCCCUCGGGGCCUGGGCUGUGAGCUGCAGGCGGCGGGCGCGCUGACCUGGGGCGUGCGUGCGGCACAGGGGACGAGGGUCGCAGCCGGAGCCGAAGCGGGAGGCCCGGAGGGCGCCGAGGUGCCUUGUCUGCUGGGCAUCUCGGCGGAGACGCUGGUGCUGGUGGCGCCCCGCGACGGCCGCGUAGUCUUCAACUGCGCCUGUCGCGACGUGCUGGCUUGGACCUUCUCGGAGCAGCAGCUGGACCUGUACCACGGUCGCGGGGAGGCGAUCACACUGCGGUUCGACGGGGCCCCUGGCCAGGCGGUGGGCGAGGUGGUCACACGCCUGCAGUUGGUGAGCAGAGGCUGCGAGACCCGCGAGCUGGCACCGCCCCGCGACGGCCAGGGUCGCCUCGGCUUUGAGGUGGACGUCGAGGGCUUUAUCACGCACGUGGAGCGCUUCACUUUCGCGGAGAAGGCCGGGCUGCGGCCUGGGGCGCGCCUGCUGCGCGUGUGCGGCCGGACGCUGCCCAGCCUCGGCCCUGAGGCCACUGCUCAGCUGCUGCGCUCUGCGCCCAAGGUCUGCGUCACCGUCUUGCCCCCGGAAGAGAGCGGCCGGCCCCGCAGGAGCUUUUCGGAGCUGUACGAGCUGUCUCUGCAAGAGCCCAGCCGUCGGGGGGCCCCAGAGCCAGGGCAGGAGGAGACCCUGGAGGUGGUCCUGCAGCCUAUCACAAAGCAGCUGCUGCACCUGUGCCUACAAGAUGGAGCCGGCCCUCCGGGGCCCGGGGAUCUGGCGGAGGAGAGGACUGAGUUCCUGCACAGCCAGAACUCGCCACCAUCACCCCACAGCUCCCUGUCAGAUGAGGCCCCAGUCCUGCCCAAUACCACCCCGGACCUCCUCCUGGCCACCACGGCCAAGCCGGCAGCAGCUGGUGCUGGCAGGGAGACACCACCUUCCCAGGAACAGCCAGGCAGCCCCAGUGGCCAUAAAGACAAGGGCAACCCGGCCCCAGAACUGAGGGCCUCCUUCCUGCCACGGACUUUGUCCCUACGGAACUCCAUCAGCAAGAUCAUGUCGGAGGCUGGCAGUGAGACGCUGGAGGACGAGUGGCAGUCCAUCUCAGAGAUCGCCUCCACCUGCAACACCAUUCUGGAGUCACUGUCCCGGGAGGGCCAGCCCAUCCCAGAGAGCGGAGACCCCAAGGGAACUCCAAAGUCUGAUGCUGAGCCAGAACCUGGGAGCCUGUCGGAGAAGGUCUCGCACCUGGAGGCUAUGCUCAGGAAGCUGCAGGAGGACCUGAAGAAGGAGAAAGCAGACAGGGCGGCCCUGGAGGAGGAGGUACGGAGUCUGCGGCACAACAACCAGAGGCUGCUGGCUGAGUCAGAGAGCGCAGCCACCCGCCUGCUCCUGGCCUCCAAGCAGCUGGGCUCAGCCACCACCGACCUGGCCUGAGGCUAUGUGGUCCAGCCUCAGUCAGACACGGACCUGGUUGGAACUGCCUGGGCCCUUUGGGCGCCUGGGUCUCCCCAGCCCUGGGCCUUCCUCAGGAUCUCUCCCAGCGCUCAUGCGCAUCGUAGCACUGUUCCCACUCCCCAACUCAUUUUGUGGCAAAGGUGCCCCCACUUGUCCCUGUUUGUAAAUAUUUUGUGGAGAAA